Molecule: messenger RNA, 395 nt
Organism: Callorhinchus milii (elephant shark)
Lineage: Eukaryota; Metazoa; Chordata; Chondrichthyes; Chimaeriformes; Callorhinchidae
Product: serine/threonine-protein kinase VRK1-like
Exons: 3
Coding region: 118-351 (77 amino acids)
Molecular function (GO): ATP binding
Source: RefSeq, a predicted model, not a curated record
GAUGAUGGUGAUGAUGAUGAUGGUGGUGAUGAUGAUGAUGGUGUAGAGGUAUCUUUUCCAAUCGCACCUCUUCCCGUUGGAGGUCUCUGUGCGGAAAAUCUGACCCCAAACCGCACAAUGCCUCCUAAAUCCAAGUCAGCGGGUGCCAAAGCAAGGGCUCCACCCAAAAGGAAAAUGGCAGAGGAAAUGAAACCAGGGGAGGUGCUGACUGACACUGGUAAAAAGCAGUGGAAAAUAGGAAUGCCCAUAGGCAAGGGUGGAUUCGGUCUCUUAUACUUGGCUGAUGAAAAUUCUUCCAAAGCUGUUGGGAAUGGUGCUUCAUAUGUCAUCAAAGUGGUACGUUCAAGCUGAGUUGCUACUUUUAGUUGGAAUUUAGCUUAGUAUUAUUUGUAUUA